Messenger RNA from Panicum hallii, 1057 nucleotides. RefSeq names its product reticulon-like protein B23. NCBI's taxonomy places the organism in Eukaryota, Viridiplantae, Streptophyta, Magnoliopsida, Poales, Poaceae. The coding region runs from base 55 to 618 and encodes 187 amino acids. The record is from RefSeq and is a predicted model, not a curated record. The transcript has 4 exons.
GGACAACUGAAAAGGUACCGGUCCAACAAGGCGGGCACGACACGAGACGCGCCGAUGGACCCCACCGGCGGCGGCGGCGGCGACGGCGACCCCGCGGCGGCGAGGGGGAGCGGAGGAGGAGUGGGGACGGGGGCCGGGCGGUGGGCGGUGGGCACGGUGUGCGGGGGCCUGGUGUACUACCACUGCGCGGUGCGGCACGCCAGCGCGGUCUCCCUCGCCGCCGACGUCCUCCUCGUCCUCCUCUGCUCGCUCUCCAUCCUCGGCCUCCUCUUCCGGCACCUCCACAUCUCGGUGCCUGUGGAUCCUCUUGAGUGGCAGAUUUCUCAGGAAAUGGCAAAUAGCAUCGUUGCAUCCUUGGCUAAUACCGUAGGUGCUGCUGAGUCCGUGUUAAGGGUGGCUGCAACUGGACAUGACAAGAAGCUGUUUUUCAAGGUGGUUUUUACAUUGUAUUUUCUAGCAGCUUUGGGGAGAGUGGUGUCAGGAGCUGCAGUUGCUUAUGCUGCACUAUGUAUCUUCUGCCUCUACAUGUUUGCACAGAGCACCGAUCUGUUUGAUCAACUUCCUUCCUGGCUACCUGUGGGAAGGGAUUCAUUGGGCAGUGUUCAGGAUACCGCGUGAUUUCCACAUGUACAUGGACUCCAGCGCUCUUCUUUUUCGAUUCCUUCCUCUUGUACAUGGUCCUGCAGGCUAAUAGCUUGAACUAUGGCAUCUAUGGUGCCUCUACCCAAUAUUUUAGCAACUGUGGAGUGAAAUGGCCUUUGUAUAUCAUGAUACAUUUCCAACUUGCUAAUGAUGUCCCUUGUAUGUUACCAUCUAAGUAAGUGCAGAUCUCUCUGGCUAGACUUGAUCUCAUGAUGCAUGGUUGGUCAUGAGAUGUGGCCUGGUGUGUUUUGCUUGUCACAGGUGACCUGGGCCGCCUGAACCUGCUGUUGCAACGGUGGCUAUGAGAUUGCAUUGUCUGUUGUUCUUGUAAUCUGAAUAGAGUAGCUUUUCACCACAUAAUAAUGCUUAUGCAUGUAGAAGCAUCACGUUUUAUCUGCCAGAUUGAUUUGGUCCA